AUGCAAGCUUCACACCAGUGUAAUUUACACCGUUUAGUGACAGAAACUCGGGCCGCAAACCUCAAAUCAAUCGAGGUCCCGUUGGAUUACACACUUUCCUCCAAAAAAUCGCUAGCGCACACACUCCACGAGCUCGAAACAGAUAAAGAUGCCAUCCAAUCGCGACCAUGGAAUCUGCUGCCGCGUUAUUUCAGCCAGGUGUUGAUUCUGACGUUGGCUUUGGUAAAAAUGGCUGUCCACGCGAAACUGGGAGGACUGAUUGAAGUUAUGGGGAUGAUGACUGGCAAGAUCAUUCGCAAUCUGUUUAUUGUUAUGGAUGUGUAUUCACUACCCGUCGAAGGUACGGAGACACGAGUGAAUGCUCAAAGUGAGGCUUAUGAGUAUAUGGUUCAGUACUUGGACUUGUUGAAAAGUGUGGGAAUUGAAGAUAGCAUUGUUGGAUGGUAUCACUCUCAUCCAGGAUAUGGGUGUUGGCUUAGUGGGAUAGACGUUGCGACACAGAGUUUGAAUCAGAACUUCCAGGAUCCGUAUUUGGCCAUAGUAGUAGAUCCCAUACAGACUGCAAAUCAGGGAAAGGUUGAAAUUGGAGCAUUCCGAACAUUUCCUGUUGGACAUGUACCUAGUGAUGCCCUGAAGACUGCUGGCCGUACAGACGAGCCAGGUGCCGCUCGCAAAAGGAGAGAUUUGGGCGCACAUUCCAAUCAGUACUACGCACUCGAUAUCAAGCUCUUCAAGAGCCCAAGAGACGAAGCAUUGGUGGAUCAGAUCCUCAAUAAGUCGUGGGUUUCGAACUUGGCAAUUCCACUGACAGGGUUAGAUGACUACACGCACCGUUUGUCUCAGAAAUUGGGAGACUUUUCGGCUAAUAUGGAUACUUAUGCGGGUCAUAGGGAAACACGCGGAAAUAGCCGUUUCAAUGCACUCUUUGAGUCCAUGGUACGUGGCCGAAGCGCGAGCUGUCAGCCCAGUGGCCUUGGUCUUGCCAACGACAGAUUGGGCAACCAACACACAAUCAUACAUGAAGAUGAAGAAGACGAGGAUGAAGAGGAUGAUGAGGAUGAUGAUUAUGAAGAUGAUGAUGGGAUGAGAAAGGACGAUGAAGAUGAUGACGAUGAAGAUGAUGAGGGAGACAAAGACAAGAAGGACGAGAUGGAUCAUCGCAGUGUCAGCAACUUAGAAGCUCUCGAUUCAGAGAGUUCUGUGUCUAGAAGUACGAGUCAGAUGGUUUUAAUGAGAAAAGACCUGGGUCCUAUCCAACUUGACUAUCGUGAACCGCCUAUUAACAAGCUCAAUUUGUCUAGCAUUGGUGACAGAAAGCGCAGAGAUCGUGAUGAUCAUCGGACAGUUGGUUCCACUGAGUUCCAGUUAGAACGCGAAAGUUUGUACAUGGAAUUUAAACAGAGAAGCAGACUGCUUAAUCAGGUAAGUCAUUCUGAAUUGCUUGGAUUAUUAGCUGAGAGAGCGAAAAAAGAUGUGUUUGGAUCACUCUGA
Australozyma saopauloensis is the source of this 1491-nucleotide messenger RNA. It is a transcript of the gene JAB1, whose product is annotated as COP9 signalosome catalytic subunit. NCBI's taxonomy places the organism in Eukaryota, Fungi, Ascomycota, Pichiomycetes, Serinales, Metschnikowiaceae. Gene Ontology annotation, biological process: protein deneddylation. Gene Ontology annotation, cellular component: cytoplasm; COP9 signalosome. The record is from RefSeq and is a predicted model, not a curated record. The transcript has a single exon. Bases 1 to 1491 code for a protein of 496 amino acids. Gene Ontology annotation, molecular function: deNEDDylase activity; protein binding; metallopeptidase activity.